This is a messenger RNA of Ruditapes philippinarum (Manila clam), 1683 nucleotides long. Its product is annotated as hemicentin-1-like. The transcript has 10 exons. Gene Ontology annotation, molecular function: protein binding. NCBI's taxonomy places the organism in Eukaryota, Metazoa, Mollusca, Bivalvia, Venerida, Veneridae. The record is from RefSeq and is a predicted model, not a curated record. Bases 137 to 1501 code for a protein of 454 amino acids.
UUAUUCGUAUCUAUAGGACUCUAUGUCAUUCAGAUAGCGUCAUAUCUUGUACAUGUUCUUAUGGUUAUCUAAUAAAUGAGAACAAGUUUCGUGCCAGUAGACGGGACAACUUGCAAAGCGGGCACAUGAAAACAGAAUGAUUGCGAUUACGUUAGGUUUUUCGAUAUACCUGCUGCUUGUCUUUCCAAAGACAUCUGACGCCUUGCAGUGUUACAAUUGUACCGACAUUGCUGACGUUGGUGAAUGCCUCACAGUGACAGAAUGCCAUGCCGGUCAGUCUUGUCACAUAGAAGUAAAAUCAACAGGACAAACAAUCACCCUCGGAUGUACAGACAAUCAGUUAUGUGGAGUAAGUGCCAGUGGUGCCGGAAAUUUGAUCGGUCGAGAGAUAAGUGUUCGACAAACUUUGGACUGCCAUGAAUGUUGUAGUAAAGAUAAAUGCAAUAAAAAUUUGUGUUCACAUUUGACACCCGGAUCAUGUAUUGAUGAUGUGAAAGUGGAUUGUGCAUUUCUAAAUAGCUUUUUCAAUAUUUGUAAGGAUAUUCAGCGAGCAAAGUUAAUAUGUCCAAAUUUCUGUUCGCUGUGUUCACUUGUGGAUGGGAAUUGGGCAAGCUGGUCUCCGUGGUCUACAUGUGACGUCACUUGUGAAAAUGGGACCCAGACAAGAACAAGACAAUGUUCCGAUCCCCCUCCAGCAAAUGGCGGACUUGAUUGCGCCGGAACACGCACUGAUAUAAAGACAUGCUUAAAACAACUUUGUCCAGUACAUGGUGGGUGGACAAAAUGGUCGAACUGGGACGCGUGUUCUGUAACAUGUGGUGUAGGUAUUGAAAGACGGCAUCGUAAUUGCUCGAACCCGAUACCAGACAGAAACGGACUUCAAUGUUUCGGCGAUACAUUAGAUGAUAGAAUAUGCUUACCCGGUCCAUGCGCAAAUGGUGGUUGGACUAACUGGGGACAAUGGAGCGCAUGUUCAGUGACAUGUGGGGACGGUUUAAAGUCUAGAUCACGUACCUGCACAAAUCCGCCCCCGUCAAUAAAUGGUCAAUAUUGUGAUGGAAAUCCCUUCGAAGAUGUUGUCUGCACAAAAAGCAGUUGUAGUCCAAAUAUAGUAUUUAAAGCUAAAGGUAUAACAAACAAACAAAAUCUUGGCACUGGAAACACUAUUAUAUUUGGCUCUAUACUUGUAAAUGAAGGAAAUGCUUAUGAUACAUCUACUGGAAUCUUCACUGCGCCUGUCAACGGAACGUACUCAUUUAGUAUUGAAAUGUGUACAGCACCCCAAAAAGAUGUCCACGCAGCUAUCAUGAUAGAUGGGACAACAUAUGCUACCUUAUAUGUUUAUAAUGAUUAUGUGUAUUCAUGUGAUAGUACAGACACGGUUGCUGUUUUACAUGAACAUUCAAAAGUAUUUGUUAAAUGCACUAUUAAUUGUGUCAAUGGUGUAUAUCAAGAUGGCUUUCAUAUGAACUCGUUCUCUGGAUAUCUGGUUCACCAGUAAACUUACCUUUUUUGUCACUUUUGUCUUCUAUUUUAUUCUUACUUGUAUAUGAUAAAGAUGUGUAUCCAUGUAAUAAUGAAGAUACAGUUGCUGUUUUACAUGAACAUUCAAAAGUACUGUAUUCCUAGAAACUUUCACAGGCAAUAUUUCGCGUUUUCGCGGAGUGUUUGUUAAAUGCACUU